This is a messenger RNA of Abrus precatorius (Indian licorice), 1228 nucleotides long. RefSeq lists its product as uncharacterized. NCBI's taxonomy places the organism in Eukaryota, Viridiplantae, Streptophyta, Magnoliopsida, Fabales, Fabaceae. Bases 159 to 968 code for a protein of 269 amino acids. The record is from RefSeq and is a predicted model, not a curated record. Gene Ontology annotation, biological process: translation. Gene Ontology annotation, cellular component: mitochondrial small ribosomal subunit; ribosome. The transcript is spliced from 6 exons. Gene Ontology annotation, molecular function: small ribosomal subunit rRNA binding; structural constituent of ribosome.
GCUGCCACUAUACAAUAAUAACAUACCUGCACGACUAAAUAAAUUAGUUUUACUGAAAAUCCACGGCUUGUAAGAGUCUCUCCUUACAUCUAAACCCUAUAGCAACUGUUAGCCUCUCCCUGUUCUCCUCUCUCUCGCGUGCGUGCGGUAGGAAGAAAAUGAAGAUUCUUUCAGUUGCAGUCAGGUCAUUAAGUGGCAAUUUGUCACAUCGAUUUCAUCAGGCCCAUUUGCUCAGAAGUCUCUCCACUUGGAGAAUUACAGAUAAUAGGACUGUUAAUCACCAGGAUAACAAGUCAGAGUCGCCUGAGGAGUUUGAGCAUAAAAUAUUUGGUGAAGUUCCUGUGCAAAAUUCCCAAUUUGAUUCCAUUCUUGAAAGGAUUUAUCGACAGGGAAAAGCUCGAGAUAGACCUGGUUCAGUAGAUGGUGAUAGUUCUGGGUUUAUGCAUGAUCUAGAAGAAAGUUAUGACACAUUAUCUGAUGGAAUGGAUGGAAAACUGAAGCAAGCUGCCACCUACUUUGAAUUUGAUCCGGAUGAAGUCGAUAAAGAAGAUUAUGCUUUUCGAUAUGAUGCCAACUUUCCUCCUGGUUCAACAUAUGAUAUAAAGGCUCUGGAUCUUACAAAACCUGGUGCACGCAAACCUGCCAAAAGGGAUGAAUUUGUAGUAACCACCAAAGAAGUUCUUAGUCAAGCAGAUUUCAGGAAUGUUAGAUUCCUGGCAAACUUCAUAACAGAGGCUGGAAUUAUUAUCAAGAGAAGCAAGACUGGCAUUAGUGCAAAGGCUCAAAGGAAGGUUGCCAGGGAAAUUAAAACUGCUCGAGCAUUUGGCUUGAUGCCCUUUACAACAAUGGGUACGAAGUCAUUUCUUUUUGGGAGAACUAUGGAGAGUCUUGAUGAAGACUACGCCUACCGGAGUACUACGACUAGGAACGUGGAUGCAGAACUUCAUAUGGAAGGAGACGACGUUUAAAACAUUGAUAAAAAUACUUAUGCUGUUGGGUUGAAGUAGCAUCAUCUCAUCUUUUAAAUUUUAUUUUCUCCUUGUUCAGGAGCUCUUGAAAUUUAUUGAUUUUGCUGGUAGACCUUGAUUAAUAAGGUGGUUGCGGAGUUUAUACUUGUACAACAUUCUACUUCUAAAGCCAAGUGGAAUUAUUGACUUGUAUCCAAUGUUUUAAAUAUUAGAUUAUCAAUUGACUUGAUAAAUACAGUAACUCAUGAUUCAUUGGUCUU